This is a messenger RNA of Erpetoichthys calabaricus (reedfish), 4441 nucleotides long. RefSeq names its product PR domain containing 1a, with ZNF domain (gene prdm1a). Bases 568 to 3024 code for a protein of 818 amino acids. The record is from RefSeq and is a predicted model, not a curated record. Lineage: Eukaryota; Metazoa; Chordata; Cladistia; Polypteriformes; Polypteridae. Gene Ontology annotation, molecular function: histone deacetylase binding; DNA-binding transcription repressor activity, RNA polymerase II-specific; RNA polymerase II cis-regulatory region sequence-specific DNA binding. The transcript is spliced from 7 exons. Gene Ontology annotation, biological process: cell fate commitment; regulation of transcription by RNA polymerase II. Gene Ontology annotation, cellular component: cytoplasm; nucleus.
CUCUAGAAAGAGACUGGUUAACUGUAAAACAAAUACUUUACCGCAACGUUCUGCUUACAGAAUUUCUUGCCUGUGCAAGUAAAGGCGGGCGAAAGGAAGUUCUGCCCGGACUGUAGUUAAAGCAGCCGCGUGAACGAGAGUCCUUCUGUUCUUAAAAUCAAGCGCGAUCAUCUCCGGCAAAUUUAUCGAAGCGCUUGGUGGCUGUGGUGCACUCAGAACUGAAAUCGCUGGCAGAGCGUUUUUUAGAAGUGAAAGCAAUAACACGAGCACCACUAAUAAUCAUAAAUUCAAAAGGCAGUUUAUAACCCUCCGGAGAGCGUGGGGAUGUGUGUAGCCCCACCUCCUGUUGCGGGCAUACAGCCGUCCUCCUCCUUGAGGAGGUAGAGUAGAGAGGCAGAGUGCAGCCGACUGUCAGUCAGCGAGCGCUGAGCUGAGCGCACACCUUCGUCUGUCACACUCGCAGAGGCGCUCCAGCGGCGGAGAGAGGCACGCGCACGACAGCAGCAGACAUAGACAUAGCAGCACCUGUCCAGGGAGCACAGCGACGGACACAAGCCAUUCAGCCCUAUGUGCGGCUCGGCUCAAGCAUUCCCGGCUGCCUCACAGCAUAGCUCGGAAAUAUUACGUGCAGAGGACCCACCGGAGAUGAGAGACUGCACCAUGAAAAUGGACGUGGAGGAUGCCGACAUGACCAAAUGGACAGAGGAGGAAUUUGAAGAGAAAUGUACUUACAUAGUCAAUGACCAUCCAGUGGACCUUAUUUCUGAUGCUGGAAACUUAACCCGCGCUGAGGCUUCUCUUCCACGAAACUUAAUAUUUAAACAUGCACCUAAUUCAAAAGAAGUUAUUGGAGUUAGCAGCAAGGAGUACAUCCCAAAAGGAACUCGUUUUGGACCUCUUGUGGGUGAGGCCUAUAGGAGUGAUGCUGUACCAAAAAAUGCAAAUAGAAAGUAUUUCUGGCGGAUCCAUUCUAAUGGGGAGCUUCAGCACUUCAUUGAUGGCUUUGAUGAGGAAAAGAGUAACUGGAUGCGUUACGUCAAUCCAGCACAUUCGGCCCAGGAACAGAACCUGGCAGCUUGCCAGAAUGGAAUGAACAUUUACUUUUACACUGUGAAGGCUAUUCCUGCAAACCAGGAGUUACUAGUGUGGUACUGCGCAGAAUUUGCCAAAAGACUUCACUAUCCACCUUCCCGGGAGCUUGUGAUAAAAAUCCAGCAAAGCCUUAUGGACAAAAAGCAGCAGGCGACCGAGACGGACUGCAUCCAGCAAAAAACAUCCGGAAAGACAGAGCACAGUGUGAGGGAGAUUCUUAAAAUGAACAAUAAGCCUCCUCGCAGCUCUCCUGGAGACUCUGAAAUUCCUCUAAAGAAGCCCAACAUGGAGCGCACUUUCUUGCCUCGGGUGGUAUAUCCCGUCCGUCCUCAUGUCCCAGAGGAUUACUCAAAGCCUAAUCCGGUUUAUGGCCUGGAUUCUCCCAGCUACAUUACUCAAUCUCCGGUCCAGUCAUCUGCCACUCCAAGUCCCACUGCAUGCAGCAAUCUGGAUCACAGUCUUCAAAGUAACAGUCCACACAGCAGCCCUGGCCUUUCAAGCUCUCCUCCAACUCCUUCUUCUCAGGAACCCAAAGAUCUCUUCCCUUACCUUAACAGACUAUACAAUGGCAAAUGCAUCAGUGCCUACCCAAGCUACACUCCCCCCAACCAUGUGUCUUCAGCCUUUUUACAUUCCUACAAUUCAGUUAGCCCUCAUUAUUCGAGAUACCUUUUAUCUCAUUACCCUGUUGGCUAUAGUGGUAUUAAUGGUCUGAAUGAUCUAAGCACAGUUGGUGGGGCUGGCACUAACUUGAAUGGACUAAAUAGCUUUAGCCUGUUCCAACGUAUGUAUCCUCUUUACAACAACUUGCUGGCAGGGAGUGGCCUCACACAACACAUGCUAAAUCAGCCUGUGCUUCCUAGUGUGCUUCCGCCCAAAGGAAAUCGACGACUUUUGCUUUCCUUAGAACCGCACAGGGAUUCUCUUAUCCCAGCACCCAACAGUGCUUUUUCUGCCACUGGUUUGGCCACUAGCCUCAAGGAUAGCCCUCCAAGCCCAAACAUUGGCUCUCCCACAGCAGGAACUGCAGCCUCCUUGGACCACUGCAUGCCAAAUAAGUCUACCUCAGCCAUGUUGCCCAGCAGCAUGAAUGAUGACGAAGCUGUGAAUCCAACCAAGGUGAAGCGCAAUAUGUCUGGCUACAAGACUUUGCCUUACCCAUUGAAAAAACAGAAUGGCAAGAUCAAGUACGAGUGUAAUGUCUGCAGCAAGACCUUUGGGCAGCUAUCCAACUUAAAAGUUCAUCUUCGAGUACACAGUGGAGAACGACCUUUUAAGUGUCAGACCUGUAAUAAAGGGUUCACACAAUUAGCACAUCUACAGAAGCACUACCUUGUUCACACAGGAGAAAAACCACAUGAGUGUCAGGUUUGUCAUAAACGUUUCAGCAGCACCAGCAACUUAAAGACUCAUCUGCGGUUGCAUUCUGGGGAGAAGCCUUACCAAUGUAAAUUGUGCCCUGCAAAGUUCACCCAGUUUGUUCACCUCAAGCUGCACAAGCGGCUGCACACCCGUGAGCGACCACACAAGUGCCUACACUGCCAGAAGAGCUAUAUCCACCUCUGUAGUCUCAAAGUCCACCUCAAGGGCAAUUGUCUUGCUUCUCAGAGUUCUGGCGGACGUUCUUCAGAAGAGCUAAAUCGGGUCAAUGAAGAAAUUGACAAGUUUGACAUCAGCGACAAUGCUGACCGCCUUGACGAGGUGGAUAACAUGGACGUAGAAACGGUAGUGGAGAAACAGAUAUUCCACAUGCUGUGGAGGGAGAUGGACCUUAAAUCCUCCUUUCACACGAGCAUUGGCAACGGACUUAUUCCAGGGGGGCUCUAUGAGCCUAGCAAUGAGACAUCUGUCAUUAAGUUGCCUCAGAGCAGCUCGCUGCCUCUUCUACCUCUAAAGGUAAAACAAGAAACAAUAGAACCCCGAAAUCCUUGAGUCUGAAGGAGGAAAAUGUACAUUUGACUUUUCUGAUGGCCCAGGUACCUGUAGCAAUAUAUUGUACAUUUAUUCUAUUUUUUUGGAAUUGCUACAGUAAUGGUCUCGUGUCAGGGGACCUCUAUUCUCAGGGCUUACAAGAGGCACUGGCAAAGUCCCUUCUUUCUUUUUUCCCCACUUACGUUGAAGACAAUCGUUUUCUCAAACUUCACCCCCCUUUUUUAUGUUUAAUGUGUGUAUCAUUCUUAAUUUAUUAUGCAAUUUAUCAUAGUUGAAGCAAUAAUUUGAUAUAAUGUUUACAAUGAAUUAAUCAUUGUAAUUGAAUAUACUGUACAAUGUUGUUUUUACUUUCUUUAUGGUUGUUCUUUGUUGAUACUUCUGUACAUUUUUUUUUUUCAUACAAAGAGUCUAAGACUAUUUAUAUUUAAAAGUGGCGGUGCAAACGAAGGAGAGAAAGAAACAAUUCAGGGUUUUGUCAACCAAUCACAUGGGCUUUGUGUUGCCAAAGGUGGACAUUUGAAGUGUUGAAUCUUGGAGAUAAUUUGUGUAAACAUGUAGUGUUCUGUUUUUACUUUCUUAUUUGUGAGACCUUCCGUAGUACUUGUGUAUAACUGUGGGUUAAUUUAAUUGUAACAAAAGGGCAUUUUGUUAGAAAAGAAAAAAAAAAUCAAGAAAGAAUAUAUGUAUUUUUUUUUUUUCUCAACAGUUUACCUCAUUGUGUGUGUCCAGUGGUCGUGAAAAGCGGCUACACCAUUAGUCACUCUGCUGCUUUAAAACAAUUAACUCCACCAAAGCCUCUUUCACUUUUCUUUUAGCUGAAUCCAAAGAACAGGUAGCAAUGUCUGCUGCAGAGCUUCAGAUGCAUCUUGAUAAUCAAAAUCAAGUGACUUGAAGCGUAAUACCAAAGUUGAUUAUAUAGAAACCAAAAUAAAAAUCUGGAACCAUUACACUUAAGCAAUGGUGUAAGGUUUUUUGUUGUUUUUUUUUUUUUUUUGUUCGAAAGAUGGUUUUGCUGUAACUGUUAAUGUAGCAUCUUUGUUUUGAAAACAAGCUACUCCUCUUUAUAGCACAACAGAACAUCACUACUCUUGUCACUGGACACACUACAUGCCUCUGUAGUGCUAUAGAAACUGAAACGGGCGAACUGUGGCUCUUGAUGGGGCGUCUGCAGUAUGUGGGCGAUCACCUCUACUGAAUGUAGCAGUACAGCAGUUACAGAAGAUGUUGUGUGUUUUUUUUUUUUACAUUAAUGACCAAAGUUUAUCAUGUUUGUGCUUAAACCCUGUCUAGAAAAAAUGCAUUGAAAAAGGAUUUCUAAAACUUUGUUUUCUUAUGUUUACAUUUUGGUUUACAUUGUUAUUUAUGUCCAGCUUUUCAGAUUGUAAAUUAUGAUAUAAAUGUUAUUUGCUUCAUUGUG